AUGCAAUCAACGUCACCAACAGCAGAGCAACGUCUCCAUAUCACAACAGAUCACCUCACAAAUGUCACAAUAAACACAUCCGCCCAAGAUUCUUGGGUCCACGCUUCUCUCACACAAAGCACGAACCCAUUCAAAGGCCGCCAACUGCUCGCCUCGCACCUCAUAAGCAAAGGCGAACUACUUAUAAUAGAUACGCCGUACGCUGUAAUUCCCGUCGUUGACGAUCCCGAAUCGAAUCCGGAUCUCCUAUGCAGCAAUUCCAAAUGCAGUCGGAAUAUUAUGUCCAGUGCGUCUGCGCGCACCUCAUGCCCGAGCAACUGCAUUCCCGAUGUAGCAUGGUGUAAUGAAGGCUGUCGAGCAGCGGACCAAGCGCGCCAUACGUUUGAGUGUACCUGGUUGAAGAAGUACGGCGCCUCGAUACGCUCGAAAUGGGGCGAGUACGAGUUCGGGAUGCUCUGGCUUAUUGUGCGGAUUUUGGCGACGAGGUCCGUGGAGUCGCAGCGUGGUGCGGUAUUCAGCUCGAAUCCACGCUUUAAGUCGGGAUGGGCGGCUAUCGAGUCGCUUUGUGGCUCACCUGAGACGUGGGCGUAUUCGCAGGUGCGCGCGUGGAGUACCCUGGUAAAGAAGUAUCUGAGGGAUUCCCCCUCAUUACCGCAUGGUAUGAGCGCCGAGGACGUGUUGGCACUGAUCUGUCGCGAAGAGGCCAAUUCGUUCGGUCUCUAUCCGAGAGAAACAGGGGUUUUCCCGUCCCCUGAUCCCCCGGUCGAUCGGGGGGAGCAGUUCGCCGCAGCAGUGUAUCCUCGAGCUGCGAUAGCGAAUCAUUCGUGUAGCCCGAAUAUUAUUCAUAAACCCGACAACGACCGGAGAAUGGUAUUUGUUGCGUCGUGCGAUAUCCAGCCCGGCGAGGAAUGCUGCAUAUCGUAUUUCGACUUGACGGAGUUUGUGGAUUUGAGCGAACGGAGGGAACAUCUGCAGAAAUCGUUCCGGUUUCUGUGUAAAUGUGAGCGGUGCCUUGAAGAAGAGGCACCUGAAGAAGACAACAGCUGGGACGCAUUUCCAGCUAUGGAUGAUGACGAAUAG
This is a messenger RNA of Aspergillus affinis, 1080 nucleotides long. Its product is annotated as SET domain-containing protein. The transcript has 2 exons. NCBI's taxonomy places the organism in Eukaryota, Fungi, Ascomycota, Eurotiomycetes, Eurotiales, Aspergillaceae. The record is from RefSeq and is a predicted model, not a curated record. The coding region runs from base 1 to 1080 and encodes 359 amino acids. Gene Ontology annotation, molecular function: protein binding.